AUGAACGACAUGUUCGCACCCAUACCAAAGCGAAGCCAUUCUCGUGCACCGAGUGUGGUCAGCACUUUGGCAGAGUACUCACUAUCACGUCAUUAUACCACAAUCCAUCAGCGCACCCUCGAGGGUAAGGAUCGCACAGAUGAUCGCCGUCGGAUAGCUAAAGCGUGCAAACCGUGCAACAUUUCAAAGGUUCGGUGUGAUGGGGAACAACCGUGUCAUCGUUGCCGAAAUAACGGCACAGACUGUUAUUAUGAAGCUUCUCAAAAGCGCAAAAUCUUGGAAACCCCGGCUACGACAAAUACCUCGUCGAAAAGGCUUUUGGCUGAAUCUCCUUUCCAGCAUGUUGAGGAUUACGGCCAAUCAGCCCGGAAGAAAGCAAAUGUUGCUGUAGCGGAAGCACCCACUGCCCAACCAGGCCAGGGCCAUGUAACAUCUACAGCAUUUGAAAGCAUGUCUGAUAAUGGGACAUUUGGGGAUACACCAUCUACGAUAUACGAGGGCUUUCAACCGUUCAAUUCAGAAGGAACAGAGCUGGAGAACCUUUCGGAUUUUGACCUGGACAUGAACUUUUUCCCGAGCUUGUUUGACUUCAAUCCAGGAGUCGAGCGAUCCGAUAGUCUUUGGCCGGCACUGAAAGAGCCUGAACGGCAUGCGACUGUGACCCCUGUAUCUCCCACGCCCUUGACUCCCGCUGAGGUGGCUGAAAUUUACAACCGCAGUCUUUCACCGACCUUGGAAGGAGAAGCUAUGGAACCGCGGCAAUACAAGCCUAGUUCUAUCAAUCUCGAUGCCCAGUUGUCAUUCCCUGAUAUGGAACACAUCCCCAUGGAGGAAGUGGAUCAAGAGAACCUGGCGCAUGUCCCUGAAAUCUCGAAUAUUGUCGUCGGCCAGAUGGCCCAGUUGGCAUUGACAAUCCAAACGACAUCAACUUUUCCAAGCUUUGUUGAGUUGAGGAUGCCGCCUUCCCAUGUAAUCAAUGCUUGGGUGCAGCUCUACUUCGAACAUUUUCACCCAGUAUUUCCUUUCCUACACAAGCCGUCCUUUGGAACCUCGGACACACAUUGGCUGCUCAUAUUUGCUGUUAGCGCCAUUGGGGCUCAAUUUUCCGGGUUGCCCCAAUCGCAAGCUUGUUCAAGGGCGAUGAAUGAGAUCGUCCGGCGGUCGACAUCAUAUCUGUGUGAAAAUCGUAAUCAAAAUGGCCGUGAGCUCUGGUUGACUCAGGUCAUCUUGCUUAAUCAAUUGGCCUUACGGUAUUCUGGGGAACGAAGGGCUCUUGAAAUCGCUGAAUUGUUGCAAGCACUUCCUGUAACUUUGGCUCGUCGGAAACGCUUAUUCACGAACUAUCUACCUCAUGAAAGGGUAUCUCAUCUUGACCUACCGCUGGACCAGAAAUGGCAGAUCUGGACUCUUGACGAAGAGAGGCGGCGAACUGGCUUUGCAAUCUGGUUGAUCGAUUCAGCUUUUGAAACCGACUUUGACCUCACCUCUGUGAUGAGAGUCCACGAGAUGCAAAACUCCUUGCCUCAAGAGGAAAAGCCAUGGCUGGCAUCCACUGCACAAGCCUGGGCUGGCUUUCCAGCUCGCAUGGCAACCAAGUCCCCGCAGACUCUGCUUCAGCUAGUAUCUAAUGCAAGCUGUACUGCAAUAUGGAAUAAGACAGGAGUGCUCGGGAAAAGCGCCAUCUUACAGCAAUUAUUUCAUACAAUUCAAAAGAACCGCCUCCAGACGUUAUACUCUGCCUCUUAUGUCUCGGUUGUGGAUUGCACGGCAGCUGUAGAUGCACUACGGCAAAUCCUUAUACUAACAUAUCACCAAAGGCAAGAGCUUCCCAUGAACGAAAUGAAGGCUCUUAGCGCUCAUCGGAUCAUCAUUCUCUCCGCGUUGAUGAUGAACGAUCUACCGAAAAUUCCUUUGUUGUCGACCGUGUUGAAAGUCAAAUACAAGCGAUACAGCAAUUCAGACUUGGGUCAACUAGAAAGGGACUGGAGCUCAUCCCCCCAGAAGACAAGGCAAGCUAUUGUGUAUGCGGCAGACUUGUUUGAAACUGUCCGAUCUACCAACUGCACGCAUUACUCCACUCCAGUGCUUCUGUUCCAAGCUGCAUUAGUUUUGUGGCUAUAUUCUGUUAUUUUGGGCCAGCCACAGGACUAUUCCGACACGACCUCUGUUGUCAUAGGGACAUCAAACCAGGGUAAUGAGAAACAGACCCAGUGGAUUGAGACCGGUCGAGGGCGCAUCAAAAUGUCAGGAGUUGGAAAUAUCUCGUCUCCAUCAGGUCUGGGAAAGCUCCUGGACGAAUCAAUUUCCGUGAUGAGGACACUCAGGUGGUGGGGGAUCAGCAAGAUUUAUGAACAACUUUUGGUUCGACUACGCGCAACCCAAAAACACCCCGCAGAGUUAGAAAAGGACAACCUUCACACGAGAUAA
Penicillium robsamsonii is the source of this 2427-nucleotide messenger RNA. RefSeq lists its product as uncharacterized. Gene Ontology annotation, molecular function: zinc ion binding; DNA-binding transcription factor activity, RNA polymerase II-specific; DNA binding. The record is from RefSeq and is a predicted model, not a curated record. Bases 1 to 2427 code for a protein of 808 amino acids. NCBI's taxonomy places the organism in Eukaryota, Fungi, Ascomycota, Eurotiomycetes, Eurotiales, Aspergillaceae. Gene Ontology annotation, biological process: regulation of DNA-templated transcription; DNA-templated transcription. The transcript has 5 exons.